Messenger RNA from Kockovaella imperatae, 2013 nucleotides. Its product is annotated as Alpha/Beta hydrolase protein. The record is from RefSeq and is a predicted model, not a curated record. Bases 1 to 2013 code for a protein of 670 amino acids. Gene Ontology annotation, cellular component: extracellular matrix. Lineage: Eukaryota; Fungi; Basidiomycota; Tremellomycetes; Tremellales; Cuniculitremaceae. Gene Ontology annotation, molecular function: protein binding. The transcript has 4 exons.
AUGUUUACAUCAGGAAAACUGGACAUUUCAUCCUUUUCGCUGGAUGCUGUCCCAUUAGAGGUCUACACACGACUUUUGGGUGUACCGCCUGCGGAUCUUUCGAGAAAGCCAGCACCAGCACCUGAUUCGACGCCAGAUAUACGUCCGAGCUCCCAUGGGCGGUCUGUGCCUGCACCGAGCUCCCGCGAAGAUGUGUUUGGGAUUCCCGGUCGAGAGGUCGCAUGGGGCGAACCGGCCGAAUUGACAAGUCUCAAAGGAGGCGACAACGUCUUGACUGAGCUGGACAUCGAGAUAGGUGCCUUUGGUGGGCUGAAGAGUAUUGACUUUGCUCGGAAUCAACUUGCUUCGCUGCCCCGAUCAUUUGCCGACUUGCUCCGGCUGACCUCGCUGGAUCUAAGUUUCAAUCGCCUCAAAGAGCUCCCUCCGACUGUCCUCCUCCUGCCUGCCCUGCAGAACCUGAACCUCUCUGACAACCUCAUUUCCUCCCUUGACUUCUCGUCACCUGUUCAGCCCUCUGAUGAAGGACUGUCAUACGGUGCUGGCUUCCUCACGACAUCUUUCGGCCGAGCUUCCAUCGGUGAUCGCCCAAUCUUCCCUCAGCUGGCAAUUCUCGAUCUCUCGUACAAUCUUUUGAAGAAUGAACAUUUGGAGGCGUUCAGAGGGGUCAAACUGUCCUCCCUGAGUAAACUCGACUUAUCUGGCAAUCAAUUUUCAGGGGAUAUAUCUGCCAAUGAGAUUGGACUUGUCGAGCAGAGUACACCAAAGCUUGCAACCCUGGGGAUGAACCAGAUGCCGGCGCUCAAAUCGUUUGAUGGGAGACCAGAUCUGGAGGUUCAGGUGGAAGGCAGUAACAUAGUGACCAAUUCAUCGCAAAACCCAAAUCCCGCCUCAGGUUCCGUACCUUCUUCCACGACGACGACCGUAGGGUCCAUCACCCGCAUACCUGGUCUGCCCGUCCCUCAACCUGAUCUCACCCUUACGUUCAAGACUUAUCCAGCCGCCACGUUCGAUUCCGAACCUUUGGCCAUUGGUCUGGACCUAUACCUUCCGCCUAAACCUGCCGGGCCCAAAGGCCAUCCGUUGAUCAUCUGGUUCCACGGUGGAGGACUGCUUCAAGGCAACAAGGAGAAUCUUCCUCCGCAUUUCCGCCGACUCCCUUCGCACGAAUUCACUUCGGCGGACGGAUCGAAAGAGCAGGUCGCGGUCAUAUCACCAAACUAUCGCUUGGCACCUCAAGUGCCAAUUUUGGACAUCCUGUCCGACAUCGACGCGUUGAUGGAGUUUGUCCGGACCAAGUUGAAUGACAAAGUUGGAUCAUCACAUCCGAAUCACCAGAUCGAUCUCGACAGGAUGUGUCUCUCGGGAGGAUCUGCCGGCGGAUACCUGGCACUGGUUGCCGGACUGAUCAUGCCCAAGUCAGUUCGAAUCGGAGAUAUUGGAGGGUAUCGCGGUGAGAGUGGUUCAGGACGAGGUAUCAAAUGCCUCGCUCCGUUCUAUCCCAUCACCGAUCUGGAUGAUCCAUUCUGGGCCGUCAAGACGGAUCCAGUGCCGUGGUACGGCAAACACGUAUCUGAUGAACAAGCCCGCCCACACCUGGACCUCAAAGCUGCCCCAGUGGCCAGUACUGUAUCAGGUGGACCUCGGUCCAUCCUAUACAUGUACAUGCUUCAACACAGUCUCUUCCCUUCGCUCCUAUUUCUUCGCCAACGAUCAGCCACGGUCGAAGGCGAAUCGCUACGACCCGAUCCUGAGACUCUAUCUCUGACUCGCCGACUCGCGCUCGUUCAGACAUCAGGUGCCUCGACUGCCCACUUCCCUCCUAUCUACUUUACUCAUCCCACGGCGGAUACUGCUGUUCAACCACAAGAGAAGAGUAUACAAAUGUUGAAAGAGUUAGUGAGCAGUGUCACUGUGGAGACGCUGGAUGGGCUAUUCCAUGCGUAUGAUGAGGACGCAGAGGUGGAAUGUCCAGAGUUUGUAGCUUGGUUGGAGCGAUACUUGGUGGCGGCGUAG